AUGGCUGCCAAUGAUCCCGGAUUGGCCCAAGUCGCCGCGCUUGGUGAAGAUCCAACCAAAGGAGGAGUGAAAGAGACUGCAGAUGGUAGCUUCAUCGAAGAGGACAGACCUGUCGCGCCAGACCAGUUCGAUGAAAGAUACGAAACCGGGAGGUUUGAGAUCUGGGCAUACUACUCGUACUACAUCGGCAACAAUGGCCUGAGUCUGUUCAACUUCGGUCCUACCGCUGCCCAGAAUCUGCUGUACCAAAAGGCUGAGGCCAUUGGAGGGCCUGACAAUGAAAUCCUGUACUUUGCGGGCUCGAACAGAACGAUCAACAGUAUCAUCCUGCUCUGCAACGGAAUCAGCUUCGCGAUCCAGAUUGUCGUGUUUCUCAUCCUUGGAUCAUAUGCCGAUUUUGGAACGUUCAGGCCCAACAUUUUGAUCGUACUCUCUUUGAUCGCGUGGGGGAUCGGGUUCGGUUGGCUGGGGGUCCAUACUGCGGACGACUGGCAAACCGGGCUUGGGCUGUACAUCGUUGGACUGAUCGCCUACCAGCUGUGCCUCACAUACUGGACGGCAGCUUUCCCGGGACUGGCCAGAAACACCAAAGAGAUGCGAGAAAAGGCAGGUCAAUAUGAGAAUGGAGAUAUCAGCCGCGAAGAGUACGACCAUGCCGACAGUAUGAAGCGAAACGAGCUUAGCAACAACGCUUUCGUCACUCAAAGUGUCGGCGAGAUCUUCAUCCUCGCUAUCAUCGUUGGGAUCAUGUUUGGGUUGAACGUGAAUGCCAGCACGGCGAACAACAACUGGGGUCUGAGUGUACUCAUUGCGUUUGCAUCGGGAGUGUGGAUCUUGGUAGCGAUACCUUGGUUCUUCAUGGAGAAGAGACGUCCUGGUCAGGAUCCUGGCAUGAACAUUGUGCUUGCAGGUUUCUGGCAGCUCUGGCGUGCCUUCAAGGAGAUCUGGCAACUCAAGCAAAGCUUGUUCUAUCUCAUUGGCUACUUCCUCCUCGGCGACUCCCUCAAUACAACAGUCACCGUUAUCGGCACGCUACAGAACUCGAUCGUAGCCUACAAUACGUUAGAACUGACAUACAUCCUCAUCGUCGGAAUUGCUGCUCAGGCUGUUGGGAUUUUCGCUUUCUGGCACAUCCAGAAGCGCUUUCAACUACCGACCAAGACCAUGUUCAACGCUGUUGCUGUGGGAAUCAUUCUCCUGGACGGUUGGGGCAUGAUUGGUAUCUGGACGAACCGGUUCGGUUUCCAUCAUGUAUGGGAAGUCUGGGUGUAUCAGGUCUUUUAUGGCUUGUUCGUUUGCCCCUGGUAUAGUUACUCUCAGACCAUGAUCUCCGAAGUCACACCCCGCGGCAAGGAGUUCCUCUUCUUCAGCCUCUUCUCCAUCAUCGGCAAGACAUCGUCGUUCAUCGGUCCCUUCAUCUCAAGUGCCAUUAUCGACGACACCGGCAACAACUCGUCGCCGUUCUACUUCUUGUUCGCCUUGAGUUUGGCCAGCUUUUUGUUCUUGCUAUUCUUCGUUGAUGUCAAGAAGAGUCGUGUUGAGCAGGCUGCUUUCUUGGAGAGGGAAAGGAUUGCGAAGGAGAAGUUGAAGGGUAGUACUAGUGGCUCUACCUUGGAGGCUUGA
Molecule: messenger RNA, 1623 nt
Organism: Zasmidium cellare ATCC 36951
Lineage: Eukaryota; Fungi; Ascomycota; Dothideomycetes; Mycosphaerellales; Mycosphaerellaceae
Exons: 3
Coding region: 1-1623 (540 amino acids)
Source: RefSeq, a predicted model, not a curated record